This is a messenger RNA of Labeo rohita (rohu), 2636 nucleotides long. RefSeq names its product hyaluronoglucosaminidase 6 (gene hyal6). Bases 208 to 1668 code for a protein of 486 amino acids. Gene Ontology annotation, biological process: hyaluronan catabolic process; carbohydrate metabolic process. The record is from RefSeq and is a predicted model, not a curated record. The transcript is spliced from 5 exons. NCBI's taxonomy places the organism in Eukaryota, Metazoa, Chordata, Actinopteri, Cypriniformes, Cyprinidae. Gene Ontology annotation, molecular function: hyalurononglucosaminidase activity.
AGCAAACCCUGAUAACUGUGAUAUCUCUGAACACACAAACAACAAAACAAAACGCCUCAGCUGGAUAUUCAAUACACAUACAAGAUAAUUACACCAGAUAUGCUGAGCAGUGCUGGAACCAGCGGCUGCUGAGGAAAUCUCGUCUUUGAAAACAGACUCAAAAGGUUGUGACAUGUGGGUUGAUUGAUCUAUGAGGGAAUUCAGGCAAUGGCUCUGCUUGGCUUCCUGGCAGUGGCAGUGUGUGGAUCUCUGGUUGCCUGGGCAGAUCAGCUAAAGCAGGCCCGAACGCCUUUGUUACCACAUCGCCCAUUUGUGGUGGUGUGGAACGCGCCUACCGAAUCCUGCCGUCUUCGAUUCAAGGUGGAUUUGGACCUGAGCGUCUUCGACAUUGUUGCAAACCACAACGAGACCUUGAGUGGCCCCAACGUGACCAUCUUUUACCACAGUCACCUGGGAUACUAUCCUUACUACACCAGUUCUGGGAUUCCCAUCAAUGGCGGCCUUCCUCAGAACCAAAGCUUGAGCAAACACCUCAGCAAAGCUCGAGCCGACAUCGACAAGCUUAUACCCGUCAAGGACUUUCACGGGCUUGGUGUCAUUGAUUGGGAAAACUGGAGACCGCAGUGGGUUCGCAAUUGGGGUUCGAAGGACAUCUAUCGGAACAAAUCCAAGGAGCUUAUAAGGAAACUCCAUCCUGGUUGGCCACAAAGUAAGGUGGAGAAUGAAGCAAAGGAGUUCUUUGAAAGAGCCGGACAAGUAUUCAUGAACUCAACACUGGGGCUGGCUGAGAGUCGACGACCGCAUGGCCUUUGGGGGUUUUACUUGUUUCCUGACUGUUACAAUUAUGGCUACAAGCAGCAUCCCUUGCGUUACACUGGAGAGUGUCCUAAUAUAGAGCAUGUACGCAAUGAUCAUCUGAUGUGGCUGUGGAAGGAGAGUACGGCCCUCUAUCCUUCCAUCUAUCUCGACUAUGAGCUCAAGUCUUCAGCUAACACAGUCAAAUUUGUGCACUACCGUGUCAAGGAGGCCAUGAGGAUUGCCUCAAUUGCUAGGAAUGACUAUACGCUGCCUGUUUUUGUUUAUUCCAGACCCUUCUACGCAUAUACAUUUGUUGUCCUGUCAGAGAGUGACCUGGUCCACACUAUAGGAGAAAGCGCAGCACUGGGAGCCGCUGGGGUCGUCCUGUGGGGCUCAUCUGAAUAUGCAAGAUCUCAGAGAAACUGCUUGACGGUCAAGAAGUACAUUGAUGGUCCACUGGGUCACUAUGUGAUCAAUGUAACCUCAGCCGCUAAGUUGUGCAGCAAGGCCUUGUGUAAGAAGAACGGCAAAUGUGUUCGUAAGAGCCUGGACUCUGGGGCCUACCUGCACCUCAACCCUCGCUUCUUCAACAUCCGCCUCAACCACGGCAUCCGUGGACCACGCUUCCACGUCAGUGGGCACCUCAACAACCAUGAUAUUCUGGACAUGAAGCACAAGUUCACCUGUCAGUGUUACCAGGGCUGGACGGGAAUCUACUGUGAGAUGCCUCAGAUAACACAACCUGUUCCGUCCCAACCGAGAGACAGCGUCCUGGGAGAACUGCUGCUGCUCCUGUCCCUUCACUUCUCCUGUCUGUCUGUCAUCAUGUUCUUGGGUCUGUGUCUCACUAUUAAGUGUCUGAUACUAUAAAGCACAAUCUAGAUGAGAUUUUGGACUGUAUCUGUUAAAAAAAAAAUUAAGUUAGUUGUAGCUGUAUCUCAGUGACUAUACAUUUUUAUGAUUUUUCAACAAGUGUUUUUGUAUGUUGCUUUCAAAGACAAGUAGUUUAAAACUUCUAAAAUUAAAGGAUCAAUCUAACCAGACCAGACCAGUCCAAUAUAGUUCAUGAAUCAAAGACUGAUUGUGGUGUGUGAUUCAUAAAGUAAUUACUGUUUUGAUCUUGUUCCUUUCAUAGAAUCAAAAACAUGCAGUAUAGCACAACCAGUGUUCUUCAAUUCAUGAAUAAAUAACUCAAAAAUAAAUAAAAAAAUAUACAGCACAAUCAGUGUACCUGUAGUUCAAUUCAUGAAUGAUUCUUUUAAAUAUUUUGUCUUUUUAUUGAUUCAAAAGCAUACAGAACAACCAGUAUGGUGUGUGAGUUAUGACUCAAACAACAAAUGACUCUUGAACUGAACUCUUUUUUUUUUAAAAUAUAAAUCAAAAAAGCAUUACAGCACAAUCAGUGUGGCCUGAUUCAUGAACAAAUUACUCUUUUAAAUCAGUUAUUUUUAGUGAAUCAAAAACAAAAAGCACAACCAGUGGAGCUGUAGUUAUAUGAAAUAAUUACUCUUUUAAACCUUUUUUUUUUUUAGUGAAUCAAAAGCAUACACAACAUCAGUAUGGUGUGUGAUUUAUGAACUAAUGGCUGUUUCAAACUGGUUCCUUUCAUUGAAUCAAAAACAUGCAGUAUAGCACAACCAAUGCGCUUUGAUUCAAAACAAAUGACUCUUCAAACCGGUUACUUUUGGCAAAUCAAAAAUAUACAGCACAAUCAGUGUACCUGUAGUUCAAUUCAUGAAUGAUUUUUUAAAAAUCUUUUUUCUUUUUAUUGAGUUAAAAGCAUACAGAACAACAAGUAUGGUGUGAGAUUCAAGACUCAAACAACAAAUGACUCUUUU